AUGCCUUCAACUUCAGAACUAGAUACGAGUCAAUAUGGGGUCGUUAUAGAUGCUGGCUCAUCGGGCUCUAGGGUUUACGUCUAUCAGUGGCAGGAUUCACACCAAGUCUCUCUAGAUGCAGAUAAUUCAUUAGCACAUUCUGUCCCUAAAAUUUUGAGGGGCAAGGAUUGGACUUUCAAAACUUCUCCGGGUCUUUCGAGCUUCAAGAAGUCCCCCGAAAAAGCGUACAAUAAGCACAUAAAGCCUUUACUAGAAUUUGCCGGUAAGGUUGUCCCUCAUGAUAAGAUCCAUUCGACUCCGAUCUUUAUCCAGGCUACGGCAGGCAUGAGGUUACUACCAGAGAAAUACCGGAAUAAAAUCAUGGGAAAUCUUUGCACAGAUAUAAAGAAGGACUCUGAUUUCAGGCUACUUGAUUGCGAGAAUCAAAUUCAAGUCAUUGAUGGAGAAACCGAAGGGCUCUAUGGAUGGCUAGCGCUUAAUUAUAUGAUGGGAAAUUUUGACAACUACAGCAGCAUUGCGGAAUCUCAUUUUUCCUCGGGCUUCAUGGACAUGGGCGGUGCUUCUGCUCAGUUAGCAUUCCAACCUAGCAACCAAGAAGAAAUCACAAAACAUGACGAUGACAUUGCGACAGUUAGCCUUAAAAGUAUAAAUGGCGAAUUUCAGCAAUGGCGAGUCUUUGUAAGCACGUGGCUGGGGUUCGGUGCAAAUCAAGCCAGAUCAAGGUAUCUUGCACAGCUGAUUAAUUCUUUACCAGAAAAUUCCAAUGACGAUGACGGAGACGACUUUCAAGUUAGAAGGUUUUCUGAUCCUUGUAUGCUGAAAGGAUCUACCAUGGAGGUGAAAUUCAAAGGGAAAGAAUUUGAGCUGACGGGUUCUGGGAACUAUGAACAAUGCUCCAAAUCUAUAUAUCCCUUACUGCUCAAACAUAUGCCCUGCUUAGGAGAUCCUUGUCUCUUUAACGGCGUGCACGCCCCUACGAUUGAUUUUUACAAAGAUAUGUUUGUUGGGGUCUCAGAAUACUGGUACACCGCAAACGACGUUUUCAAGCUAGGUGGAGAGUACAAUUUCUAUGAUUACAGUAAGAAGGUUCGUGAGUUUUGCGAAACAGAUUGGGAGGAGGUGGAACAAAACAGCGCAGACAACCUCUACAAUAAAAUCUCAACCAAGCAGCUCUCUGAGUCCUGUUUCAAAGCAAAUUGGAUCAUGAAUGUGCUUCACGAAGGCUUCAAUAUGCCUCGAGUUGGUCUGGAAGUUGAAAGCUCGGAAGAAAUGGACUCGAAACCAAAGACUCAUUCAUCGAAUUUCCGCAGUUUAAACGACAUAGAGGGUGAAGAACUCUCGUGGACUUUAGGUCGAAUUUUACUUUACGCAUCUUCUUUAGUCAUGAAAGGAACGGACGGAGACAGAGUAGGUUUAAAGCCAAGCUCAAAUGAUAUGAAAAAUUUAGGCAAAUUAUUCGUUACAGGAGGGAUAAGCGGGAGUGCCUCCGACCAUAUUUCUGCCAAAAGUGGAUUGGGAAGAGUUUUCGGAUGUUUGGUUGUGUUAUUACUAUUAUGUUUCGUGAUGAUUAAAUCCUCGUCACGAUUUUGGACCAGAUUUCGCAAUUUGCCGCGCUUUUCCAAAUUUCUUGAUUUCAAUUACUCUAAGCUGCGACAAAAGGGCGGAGUCGUUAGCCUGUCCACCGACCUCGAGCGAGGAAAUUUUGAAAGAGGGCGCUUUGGUCAAGAUGAUGAUAAUGAUGGGGUACAAGUCCGAAGCCGCAGUAUGAUAAAUUUACGUGGGAACUCCGCUAACCAAGGCCAAUUUAUGUUUCAAGAAAGUUCUGAUUUCACAAAGAACGGUUCUUCCUCGCAUUCCUCUAAGCAAAAGCUACGAAGCGCUCUAUCAUUAGCCGAUUUUAAAAACUUUAUUAAUGCAUAA
Molecule: messenger RNA, 1920 nt
Organism: Lachancea mirantina
Lineage: Eukaryota; Fungi; Ascomycota; Saccharomycetes; Saccharomycetales; Saccharomycetaceae
Source: the annotation of a GenBank genome assembly